Pterocles gutturalis (yellow-throated sandgrouse) is the source of this 1737-nucleotide messenger RNA. RefSeq names its product solute carrier family 5 (sodium/choline cotransporter), member 7 (gene SLC5A7). The record is from RefSeq and is a predicted model, not a curated record. NCBI's taxonomy places the organism in Eukaryota, Metazoa, Chordata, Aves, Pterocliformes, Pteroclidae. Gene Ontology annotation, biological process: acetylcholine biosynthetic process; transmembrane transport; synaptic transmission, cholinergic. Bases 1 to 1737 code for a protein of 578 amino acids. Gene Ontology annotation, molecular function: choline:sodium symporter activity. Gene Ontology annotation, cellular component: perikaryon; dendrite; plasma membrane. The transcript is spliced from 8 exons.
AUGGCUUUCCAUGUGGAGGGGCUGGUGGCCAUAGUUGUAUUCUACCUGGCUAUCCUGGCAGUUGGGAUAUGGGCUGCUUGGAAAACCAAGAACACUGGCAGCGAAGGAGAUCGCAGCGAAGCUAUUAUAGUUGGUGGAAGAGACAUAGGCUUGCUAGUUGGUGGAUUUACUAUGACUGCCACAUGGGUUGGAGGAGGUUACAUCAAUGGGACAGCAGAAGCUGUGUACGUCCCAGGCUAUGGUCUUGCGUGGGCUCAGGCACCUAUCGGAUAUUCCCUUAGUCUGGUUUUAGGGGGCCUUUUUUUUGCAAAACCCAUGCGAUCCAAAGGCUAUGUGACAAUGCUAGACCCUUUUCAGCAGACUUAUGGAAAAAGGAUGGGAGGGCUACUGUUUAUUCCAGCUUUAAUGGGAGAAAUGUUUUGGGCUGCUGCUAUCUUCUCUGCAUUAGGUGCCACUAUAAGUGUGAUCAUUGACAUUAAUGUCAAUAUUUCAGUCAUUAUUUCUGCCCUGAUUGCAACUAUGUACACGCUUGUGGGUGGGCUUUAUUCUGUGGCCUACACUGAUGUAGUUCAGCUCUUCUGCAUCUUCCUGGGGCUGUGGAUCAGCGUACCCUUUGCGAUGUCCCAUCCUGCAGUGACAGACAUUGGGCUCACAGCUGUGCAGGAGGUGUACCAAGCACCUUGGCUUGGAUCUAUCAACUCACUUGACAUUUACACAUGGCUGGACAAUUUCAUUUUACUGACAUUAGGAGGAAUCCCAUGGCAAGCGUAUUUCCAGCGAGUUCUUUCUUCAUCUUCAGCCACAUAUGCCCAAGUUCUGUCAUUUCUGGCUGCUUUUGGCUGUCUGGUGAUGGCUUUUCCUGCAGUACUUAUUGGUGCAAUUGGAGCAUCUACAGCCUGGAACAAGACUGAGUAUGGUGUCCCUGACCCCAUGACUAAAAAAGAAGCAGAUAUGAUUUUACCGAUUGUGCUCCAGUACCUUUGUCCAGUCUAUAUCUCAUUCUUUGGCCUUGGUGCUGUAUCUGCUGCCGUGAUGUCGUCAGCUGACUCUUCAAUUUUAUCAGCAAGUUCUAUGUUUGCUCGGAACAUUUACCAGCUUUCCUUUCGGCAAAAUGCUUCAGACAGAGAAAUCGUGUGGGUCAUGAGAAUCACUGUUUUUCUGUUUGGAGCAUCAGCAACAGCAAUGGCACUUCUAGCUUCGUCGGUGUAUGGCCUGUGGUACCUCAGCUCUGAUCUUGUUUAUAUCAUCAUAUUCCCCCAGCUCCUGUGUGUGUUGUUUAUUAAAGGAACCAACACCUAUGGUGCCAUUGCAGGUUACUUAUUUGGCCUUGUUCUCAGAAUAACUGGAGGAGAACCAUACCUCUAUCUUCAGCCCUUGAUCUACUAUCCUGGCUGCUAUCCAGAUGAAAACAAUAUCUAUAUCCAGCGAUUCCCAUUUAAAACACUCGCUAUGCUUACCUCCUUCUUUUCAAACAUUAUAGUCUCCUACUUAGCCAAAUACUUAUUUGAGAGUGGGACUUUGCCACCAAAGCUGGACUUCCUUGAUGCUGUUGUUGCCAGGUACAGUAGAGAACAUAUGGACAAAGCAACUCUUGUAAAAAGUGACAAUAUUGUAUUAAACGAACUUGCACCUGUGAAUCCACGACACAGUUUAACUUUGAGCUCAACUUUCACAAACAAGGAAGCCUUCAAUUAUGUUGAUUCGAGUCCAGAGCUGUCCAAUACUGAAGAUAAUUAA